Molecule: messenger RNA, 2255 nt
Organism: Drosophila melanogaster (fruit fly)
Lineage: Eukaryota; Metazoa; Arthropoda; Insecta; Diptera; Drosophilidae
Gene: GCS2beta
Product: glucosidase 2 beta subunit
Exons: 2
Coding region: 150-1796 (548 amino acids)
Molecular function (GO): calcium ion binding
Source: RefSeq, marked reviewed
UCGAUAGUUGUCUCUAUUGCCAUCGAUAGUGCUGCACCGGCAUUUUACGAUUCGUAAAAAACCAUAGCAAAUUCCACGUAAGAUUUACAGCACUCGGGAGGCAACUCAAAUUAGAAGAUUAAUUAGGAGUAGUACUGAGCACAGCCAAAAUGCAAAGCUUGCAACUUAGCCAAGUGCUGCUAAUACCGCUCCUGCUGGCCCUGGUGGCCACCAACGUAGGCUCUGCCAGCGAAGUUCCACGUCCGCUGGGUGUUCCGCUGGCCAAGGCUUCACUGUACCAACCUCGGGCGGGCGAAAACAGUUGGACCUGCUUGGAUGGCAGCCGCACCAUACCCUUCUCCCACAUCAACGACGAUUACUGCGACUGUGCGGAUGGAAGCGAUGAACCUGGCACUGCGGCCUGUCCGCAGGGCCAGUUCCAUUGUGUGAACAAAGGCCACCAGCCGGUAAAUAUACCCAGUUCGCAGGUGCAGGACGGCAUCUGUGACUGCUGCGAUGGCAGUGACGAGUCAGAGACGGUCGGUUGCCCGAAUACCUGCUUGGAACUCGGAGCAGCGGCGGCUGUCCAAAGGCGGAAUGCAGCGGAGCUGCACAAACGUGGAGCUGAGCGGCGACAGGAGAUGAUUACCCGUGGCAAGCAGAUGAGGGCCGAGCGAGAGGCGCGCCGCCUUGAGCUAGAUCAACGACGCAAGGAACAGGAACUGCUGCGCGCCGAAAAGGAGCAGCUCAAGCAAACCGCUGAGGCUCUAGAGGCAGAAGCCAUUGAAAUCUUUAAGGAGCAACAGCGCGAGGUGGAUGCUGACACCGCACAGGCGGAGCGGGAGCCGCAACAGAUGCGCCAAGAGGCCACGCUCACCUUUGUGCGCUACGACACCAACAAAGAUGGCUUCGUCGAAGUUACCGAACUGAUGGUCGACAUGAAUCUGGACAGAGAUCGCAACGGCGUGGUAACUGUGGAGGAGGCCAAGUACUUCCUGGACGAGCGCGAACGAGUGGAUCUAGAUGCUUUCGUAACGCUGGCCUGGCCGCGUAUUAAGUCUCUGCAAAUGCUGGCCGAGGGUCUGUUCCAGCCGCCGCAGCCGGAGGAAGUUGCCCAGCAGCCAGAGGUCACCACCGAGUCGAUCCAGCCCACUCCACCAAAGCUAAGCGAAGAACAAGCUGAACUCGCCGGCGAUGAUGAUAUUGAAGCCGACGAAGAGGGUGAGGAGGAUCAGUACGAUGAUGAGGAACCCGAUGUGGGCGUUGGCGAAGCCUCUCCGGAUGCGGAAGAAGCCACGCCACCUAACUACGAUCCGGAGACGCAGCGUUUGAUCCAGCAGGCCAAUGAGGCGCGAAAUGCUCUCGAGGAAGUGGAGCGCAGCCUGCGCGAGAUUCAGCAGGAGGUUAACGAGAUCGACGACCAGAACAACAAGGGCUACGGCCUGACCGAGGAGUGGGCCGUGCACGAUGGCCAGUGCUACAAUUUCGAAGAUCGGGAGUAUGUGUACACCCUUUGUCCCUUCGAUCGGGCCUCCCAGAAGUCGAGGAGCGGUGGGCCUGAAACCACGCUGGGUCGCUGGGACAAAUGGAGUGGAGAGCCAAAGCAAUAUUCCCAACAAAAGUACACCAAUGGUGCUGCCUGCUGGAAUGGUCCAAACCGUUCGGCCAUCAUCAACAUUAGUUGUGCCCUGGAACCCAAAAUCACUGCCGUCAGCGAGCCCAAUCGCUGUGAAUACUACUUUGAAUUCGAAACUCCCGCCGCCUGCGACAGCGAAGCUUUCCAGUCCGAAUCGGAGAAUCUGCACGACGAACUCUGAAAUGUUCAACAAUCGACGAUGAGGAUGAGCCGCAGAGAAAUGUGAAUGCUUGGCAUGCGUAGACCAGAGAUUUGGGGAUUGUAUUUUAGUUUUAAAGGAGAAUAUCAAUUUUGUCGAGAUCAUUCCCAAACUGCAGCAGGAAAACCAUCAAGAAUUGUAGCUAAUUAACUCAGUAUAUGCAUUUAAGCAAAAAGUACAUCAAGUUUCAUUCUGAAUAAAGUGUAAACACCUAGUAUUUUUAAAACAGAUAACAUCACUGAAUGAAAAUGUUGAUUUAAAGUCGGUUUCCUUGAGCUCAAACAUACAAAUAUUUUACUUUCGUGAUACUUGAGCACAGACGAUUUCAAGGUAUAGGGAAAAGUAUAUUAUAAUUGAGAAACUAUAUGAAGAAAUUUAAUUGAAUGUACACAUUUUAGGCAGCAAGAAUUUUUCAUUUUAAAUAAAGUGUCAAUAGUUUGC